Coregonus sp. 'balchen' is the source of this 7641-nucleotide messenger RNA. NCBI's taxonomy places the organism in Eukaryota, Metazoa, Chordata, Actinopteri, Salmoniformes, Salmonidae. The record is from the annotation of a GenBank genome assembly.
AUUCUAGGGAAGCUGAAUGCUGCAGCGAACGAAUGUUGUGUCACGCGACCAGCUGAGCAAGAGAACCGAAGAGAGAUGAGGACGUCGAAGAAAUAGCGGAAUGCAGCAAAGGCCGAAAGACAGACGGUGAUCUCUCCUUCUUUACCUCGUUACGAUUAAACAUAUGUAAGCUAAAUAAAAGUGUAAGUAUACAAUCAGAUGUUGGUGGAAAACGAUAUUCGGCGAGAUAAGGUUAUCGCUAGUAAACUAGCUAGCGAGCUAUGAUGGCUAGUUAGCUAAUCUGUUUGUUUUUCUGUUAGCCAACCUUAUAUUUAACAUUGAGUUAACUAUAUUAUGUGAACUACUUCACCGUUUAUAUAGUGUCGUCUAUAAGUUAUAUCAAAGAAGCUAGCUAGCUACAACCCGUUGGCGUUGUGUCCUUUCCAGGCUGGCUAAGGUUAGCGUUAGUUUGAUAGCAAACCUCCGCGAUUUUGUCUCCAGUUACGUUAGCUGCUAGUGCAAAAAAAUAUCCCAAAUGGCUAAACUAGCUAACUAGGUUAGCUACUAUUUUCCAUACAAAUUGUCAACUAACCAGCAGUGAUGCUUAUCAGUACUUAUAUUGUUUUAUACUAACUAAUAUUAUUAUCAAACUUGUAACUGAUUUUAGACAACAAUACUACUAAUGUAGUUAGGCCUAAUACAAAUAGACAGAACUUAUUAUAGGCAUGUCAUGUGAAAUCAUGCCUGUUAUGUUACAUUGCAGCUCUAGCUAUGUUGUAACAAAAUACACGGUUCCAGCCGUAGUCUAGUCUGCUAUAACAACAAUGUCAAUGUUACAAUGUUAGCUUGGCAGUCAACCUGUUUUUGUAUUAUUUUGUGUGUUUGUUGUUGUCAAUGUCAUAGACUAUUUGGUUGACGGGGUUAAUUAUAAACCAGGAAUGUCAAACACAUUCUGAUUGAGGUCCGUGGCCUUAUAGUUGAUCUCGCUGCUGAAACAAAAUGAUGUCUAAACAAACGGACUGUGCACAAUGUUCAUGGGUGCUUUUUCUUUUCUUUUCAGUGGAAUGUUUAAAGAUUCGGAGCAGAAUACCAAAUUGCCUUUAAUUACCGCUAUCAGGAGAUAGCCAGUGGCAUGACAAACUCUUCUCGGGUGAAAGCGACCGUCAGGAAGAAGAAAAAAUGCAUCGGGCAAGCAGCUACGAUUUUAGCUUCUUCCUACUGGCGGUUAUUAGCCUCCACACCCCCGCGGCCUUAUCGGCGAUUUCAGAUGGAAACAGCACGGAAAACGGCACGGUGGCUGAUGGUGGAUUUGUCCCCCUCGUGUUCUCGAAAGUAAGCCAGAUCAUCGCCCGCGAGGGCAACUGCGCGCUUAUUGAUUGCAACGUCACUGGAGACCCUGACCCGAAUGUAAAGUGGUUCAACUCGCAUGGAGACCUGCUAGACACUGAGACAAGUAAGUCACGUUCGUAGAAUAUGGAGUUAUAAAGAAAGCCCUGAUGUGGCUCUGACCUCACAAUCAGCAGCUGUUCUACAGACAUUUUUCUCAACCAACUUGAACUGUCAGGCUAAAGGCAUGUUCUCUUUCGAUAAUAAUGAAUUAUGUAAUAAAUCAUAUUAACAUGCAAAUAGGCUGAUGCAGAGGAUGACCGCAAUAACAAACUGUCCAUGUCAUGAAAAAAAUUGAAAUAGCUAGAAUUAUGAUUUAUAGUUGUAAAUCCCCCUGUAGUUAAGUUUUUGUAUGGCCAAUAGGAAGCCUUUGUAGACUACAGUGAAAGUUCUGCCUGCCCUGUACUAUUUUAAGUCCAUAUGUGGACAACAGAGAGAGGGAGAUGGAGAGAGGGCAGGAAAGAGAGAGUGAGAGACAGAGGGAGAGCGAGGGACAGAAAGGGGGGGAAGGUAACAUUUACUAGUGACAUUAUGACAGACUAUAAUGAAGGGGAUCGUUGUCGUGAGGAUGCAAUGCCAACCCUGCAGAUGGAAAUAAUAACAAUCAUACAUCAACGCCAUGAUUAUGAUAUGACAACAAAUCAAACAAGCUGGCCAGUUGGCUCUUUUUCAAAAAAGUUGUAGUUCAAAAGUCACGGCCACUACUUAAAUGUAGAUACUUGAUAAGUUACAUAGUAGUGGCAUUGAAUAGGAUGCUGUUGUCUUGGUUCUCUCAUUCAGUUGUAGUCUAUCUACUGUAGCCUAUAUGGAUGCAGAUUGGUGUUCACGGCCACUACCUAGGCUGUCUCUAGAUACUUGAUACAUUGUUUCACAGUAUCCAGCUGAAUGUAGGUAAUAUGACAAUGCUAUUAUGAAAUAUGAAUGGCAUUGAAUAGGAUACUAUUGUCACUUUUUUUCUCAUUCAGUCCUAAUCUAUCUACUAGGCUAUAUAUAUGGAGGCAGAUUGGAAAGAGAAAAGUGGAGAUGGGUAAAAUAUGUAGAGAACAGAGAGAGAAAGAAUGUAAUCGAGCCUUGAUAACAUUUCGGCUACACUUGACAAUAAUGAAGAAUGUAUCUUCGCUCUUAACUCGUGGGUCACCUUAUAUAAGUAGGAAUGCUAAAGGAACAGUGUGGGUUCCAUUUUUAACAGACCUGUUGGAACUUGCGCUGGAGCAACAACCAUCGUUGAACCACUGCAACUAGGGCUUAUUACCUGUAGCAUGCAAACAACAUGCAUACAUUUGUCAGUGUAAGACUUAGUGCUUUGUACUCCACAAGGCUCUGUUACUGGCCUGUUGGUCGCGUCAUUGCAUUGUUAUCAACGUUCAAGAGACGCCGCAGCCAUAUUGAUGCUUAAAAGUAGAACGGGGGUUAAUGACUUUGAAACGGGACUAUUGACUGUGUCGUCUAAAUUACACUAUAUGGGCUUGGGAAUAUGAUAACAUUGCUUAAGUAUGCACAUAUUUAGUAGGAAACAACUUUGCCAUUAUCAUGUUGUCAAAUUUACUUUAGACAGAUGGCAGUGUUGUCAUUAGCUAGCAAAGUUCGUCAAAAAUAGCUAGCAAGGCUAACGUUAGCUAGCUAUAAUCUGGAGGUCUCCUCUCAAUCUUAGCUAGCAUUAUACUGCAUCUAAAGUCAAUCUGGUGACAUCAAUAUGAUGACAAGGUUUUCCUACUAACUAUUUGCCGCCUAUAAAAAUGUAAUCGUGUUUUCAAGCCACCGUAAUGCACUUUAGACCAAAUAUUCAUCAGCGCCUAAUGAGGAUGCAUUGAGUAGAAAGCUCAGUUGGGCAUCAGUCCUAAAACUAACUUUCAAAACAAUAUUGUGAUGCAAUUUGCCACCCAUGAAUAGGAGUUGCUUCUUCCCUGUUGAACAUUACUUUCCUUUGCUUUUACGGCUUUUGCCACUGUUUGUUAGAGAGCUUUUGCUUUCCACACACGCAUCAAAGCGAGCCUGGAAACACUUUACAGGGGGGUCUAAAUUUAGAAGUCCCUCUCCUCUCAUGGAAAUAAAUUGAUGUCCGGUGUCCGACUACAUUUCCUGUACCCAUUCAGGUUUUCUAGAGACACAACAGACAGGCUGGAGGAUUGAUGGAUUAAGUGUGUGUGCACUGCACUAUUCAUUCUCAGUCUCAAGCCCAACACUAUUCAGGCUCCAGAAUUGGUUUCAUGCUCUCGCUCGCUCUCUCUCUCUCUCUCUCUCUCUCUCUCUCUCUCUCUCUCUCUCUCUCUCUCUCUCUCUCUGUCUCUGUGUGAUACACACUCUCUUUCUGAUAGUCAGCAACCCACUCAGGAUGAGCGUUCAGAAUCUGGAAAUCAUCCAUCUAGCCACAGUCUCAGAACAUGCCUACGCAUGUUGUUGUAAUGCAAUGGUAGAUGACACUUCAUGUGAUGAUAGGAGACUAGUGGCCAAUGUAGACCCAUGGUGAAAUAUAGCCUGGGUGACAUUUAUUUAGCUCGAUAUAACAGAGCUUCUUAAUACAUCGGAUAUACCAAGAUGAGUUUAGUGAGAAGUUCACACAUCAAUGUAGUGGUAGACAAAGAAGAACCCAUUUCAAUAGUCAACAUGAUUUAAUGUUUGGCUGGCUACUUCAUUAUGGUUCCACAUUUACAUGACAACUUGUUUGUGUUCCGCUCCAGGCGUUUGUCUCCCUGUUGUUAACCAACAAGCACCACUUGGUAUUUUUCCAGACAGAUUCCAUUGUCCCUGAGCCUCACCCUCUAUUUAAAUAUUGAACAAAUGGUUUGCGUCCCAAAUGGCACCCUAUUCCCUAUUUAGUGCACUACUUUUGAUCAGGACCCACUACUUUUGACCAGAGUCCCAUGGACCCUGAUUAAAAGUAGUGCACUGCCAUUUGGGACAUACAUUGGAAUAAACAAGUGAGGGGCACCUCUCUGCCCGCCCGCCUAUUCUUUCAGCUCUAACUCGUCAAGAAAAUAAUUUAUCAGUGACUAGAGGAAGGUCAGGUCAUAGACACUGGUCCACUGUAGGGGGGUCCAGGAUUCAAAUCCAAUCCAACUUUAUUUAAAGUGCAAAAUAGCUGGUUGCUGGAUUGCAGCUUCGAGGACAGUCCUGCAGGAAGAAAUAAUAUGGAUACAAUAGGAAUCAUAUGACUCAAUAGUAAUAAAAAUGAUGAAACUCUGAAUGGAUUAAUGAGUUGCAGUUAAUUGAUUGCACAAGUCUUUUAUAGGCCUAGAUUGUUUGUGAUAUUGAAUAAAUUGAACUCUGUGCCAAAAACAUAAUGCAUGCAGUUGCAGUCCAUUAGUAGCCUGAUUCCAGAGAUAAAGUGAGGGAGAUAUAAAGUGGUUUCCAGCCCCAGAACUAGGCCUACAGUAGAAGAAUAGAAAUAGAAUGAUCCGAACGGGGGGAAAUAGGUUGACAUGAAUGGGAAUUACCAAUCUAGUCUCUUUUAAAUGCAGUGUCAAAUUCAAGUCCUUCUCAGAAAGGCUGGGCUGCUAGCUGUAAAAAGCUCUUGUCUGACUGUCAUGACGAACUGUAGCAGAGACCUUCCCCCUGGCCUGGUUACUGCUGUCUCUGCAACCUGGAAAUGCAUGUGACAGAGAUCUUGAUUGAACCAUAAACACUUCCUAAAAGAGAAAUGGCCCUUGUUUCUAUGGUGUGACAUUUUUGUUUCUGUAGCAAUGUAUCAUGAUAUAUUUUCUGGUUAGGCCUAUCCUUUACCAUUGUUCAUGACCUGUAGAUUAUUAUGAUGACUCGGGUCAGGAGUUGUCCAUCACUACCUGACUGGACUCCUGGCCCUGAUUUAUACAAUAUGAGGCUGGCAUGAUAUGAAAAACAUGCAGUUGGUUUCAGUGAUGCUCUCUCUCGCUCUCAGGUGGCAAGUGGCUGCUGACAGACGAUGGCAUCCUCAACAUCACCGACAUCAGGUUCGCAGACCGCGGCAAGUACACGUGCAUGGCGUCCAACGUGCACGGCAGCGCCAACUGCACGGUGACCAUGCGCGUGGUCCUGCACAACGGGGACCUGGGGGCCUACUACGUGAUCGUGUGCCUCGUCACCUUCACCAUCAUCAUGAUCCUCAACAUCACGCGCCUCUGCAUGAUGAGCAGCCACCUGAAGAAGACUGAGAAGGCCAUCAACGACUUCUUCCGCACAGAGGGCGCCGAGAAGGUUUGUGUCGUGUUUUACUAUACUUGUGAAGACCGUACGUAGACAUAGUACGUUUGGGUGGGGGUGUGUGUGUGUUUGUUUUUAACUGGGCUAUGUGAUGUUUUUAAUAUUGAUUGUAUGGUGAAACAUUUCCAUCUAUAUUUCCAUUUCCAAUACAUUUAUAUUUCAUUCUAUAUUGUCUUCCACUCUAAAGCUCCAGAAGGCGUUUGAGAUCGCCAAGCGUAUCCCCAUCAUCACGUCAGCCAAGACCCUGGAGCUGGCCAAGGUGACCCAGUUCAAGACCAUGGAGUUUGCCCGCUACAUCGAGGAGCUGGCCCGCAGCAUCCCGCUGCCCCCCCUCAUCAUGAAUUGCCGCACCUUCAUGGAGGACAUCCUGGAAGUGGUGGGGGUUGAGGAGAUGAGGCACACGUUCCUCCGCCAGGCCCCAGAGGGGAACCACCUGGAUGGGGCAUCGGGAUGCCGGGCGGCCCUGGUGCAGGGGGCCCUGGUCGGGGUGGGGCCCGGCGACGUCUUCACCAUCCUCCGGGAGAGGGAGCGUUCCGGAUCCCCUGCAGCGGAUUCCGACGACGCAUCGUUGCACGAGCAGCCUCAGCACAUCGCCAUCCAGGUGUCCAUCCACCCCCCACUGCCCAUGGAGGCCCCGGCUCUGGCCGAGGCCCCGCCCACUCCCUCAUCUCCUCCGCCAUUGGCUCCCCUGCACCUAGAGGAGGAGGAGGAGCAUCAAGAGGACCAAAGUUCCGAGCAGGAGCCAGUGGAGGAGGCAGGGGGGGAGCUGGAGGCAGAGGUGGAGCCAGAGGUUACUACUAAACUACAGCCUGGUCAGGUGAUCUAUGAAAGCCAUGUGUAAACAACAGAAAAGAGAGAAAACAACAAACGCUCCCGAGGAGGGAUGAAUGAUCCUGUCCUAUGCAUUUCCCAACCCAACCCCACCCUCAAAAACAUAGAAUAUGUCAAGAAAAGGUCAUUUUAUUUCACUUUGCAACGGAACUAGUUUAAAACUCGAACCUAGCUAUGUAUGUAGGUCUGUCUCUGGAUUAUAUUAUAAUAACCUAGUCUGGAUUACAAUAAAUUUACUUGAUAAGACAUUGCGUAUCAUCAUCCUUCAUGCUUAUGGAUCUACAUGUUGAAUGUAUUGUGGGAGAGGAGAGGAUAAUCAAUAUUUGAUAUGCGUAAGUAUAAAGCAUUGUAUAGGGCUAUUUAAUUUGUUCGUAUUAGUGAGCAGGGGAAAAAAUAGCUGUUUGUUAUUCGAUUCUAGCAUUCUCGAAAAUCGAUUUUCAGGAAAUCGACUUAUUGAUGAUUAUGCUCUUAUUUCGUUGCAGCAUUCUGUUUCAUUAUAAAUUCAUAAAUUAGCUCCAAGCUUACUUCGUGCAAUCACUGUUACUAAGCAGACCACAAAGGCUUUUUUUGUUUCAAUUUCAAAAGAUUGCACAUCAUCCUACCACUGUUACAACCAACCUGAACCUUCAAAUGCAUGCUGGACUUUAGACUUUAGAAGUGUGGUCUUUAGUCAAAUGUGUUCAUUUAAACUCUAUAUAAGUGAGUUAUAUAGACUAAUAUAUUAACAACUGAAUUAUUGGAUCAGGACUAACAUUUCAGUGGAUGAUUGAAGACUAGUUGUUUCAGGCCUUCUGGUCUGUGAUACAUUUAAUUAAUAAUCACAUGACCACUAUAGCCUUUCUAGUAAGUGGUUCAUUGAAACGUUUCUGAAAAAUUGCAUUAGACAUUAUUAUGACCCACUGUGGUGUAUUUUGAUCAUGCACAAGUUGUUAGAUGUUUUACCAUUUUGCCUUCUUUAUGGUCCCUAAUAUGUUUCCUAGUAUGCAAUAUUACCCCCCAUUUUUUUUGUGGAAUGUUUUAAUUAGGUUUAUCUCGUUUUAAAUGGGUCUCAAACCCCAACCCUCUUCCCCCUCUUCUGUACAUGCUUUAAUAACAGAGGCUAGAUGUGAAAUGAGAGUGACGUAUUGGGAUUAGUCUUUAACAGGACUAAAAAUACUUUCCUUCUGCUUAAUAGUCGGGGGGAGGGAGGGGGGUUCGAUGUUGCUCUGCUUUAAAUUAUGCUCGAUGGCUCUUUUUUUGUAGUGAAAAUAAAAUCUGUCUCCUGUGUUA